CCUUGAACAAGCAACAACCAUUUGAAACCCAUAUAGUGAUAUAAGUGUGAAUCUUCUUUCCAACUUGUGAAAGAUUUCGUAGAUAUCUAUCCCCCACGGUGGUUCCGAUCAAACAAAUUAAAGUCAUGUCUAGUAGCAGUCAUAGUUAUAGUUACUAUUUUGAUAUGGUUGUGGAGCGUGAGGUGAAUAGUGCUUUGCCGGAGAGACCAGCUGUGACAGCUCCAGAUCAUGAUACCGACGACAGGUUAAAAAAGGAUACAAAUUCCGGCAACAGUCAACCACAUCCACGAUCAGCAAUUGUCGGAGUCAUCGACGUCAAUGAAGUAGCAUUGCCAUUUUUAAGUGAACAUGAACGACGUAGAUCAAUGAAGCUAUCAGCAAUUGUUUCAGAAAUGUUUGAAGGAAUAGAAGAAGAAUUGAUGAACCGACCCAAUAAUGGAGCGAUAUAUGAUGAGAUUUUGACCUUUUGGACAACCGUCAAAGAACGGUUGAAAUUUCUAUCAAAGAAUCAUGGAGAACUUUCAAUCGAUGAAGCUAUUGAAAUAUAUGAUGCAUCAGUUCUCUCGAAUCAUUUGAAAAAACAUGAACAUGAGAUUGAGUUGGCAGGGAAAAUUGCUCAUAGUGGUGUGCUUUUGAUACUUCAAGGACAAAGGCUAGAAAAGGAAGGGCACAAAGAACUUGCCCUAAGCAAAUCCGAGUUGAAGAAGGCGUAUGUUUGAAUCGUUGGUAUGCCAUGAAAUAAAGUUGAAUAAAACAAAAUUUGAUAACACAAAGUUCUUUUAACUUUGAAUAACCUAUUUUAUUUCAUUCCACUCUAUUAAUAAGUAUAUAUUUAAGUAAUUUGAAUAUAGAUCACUAUUAUACUUCAUUCGCAAUGAAACACUAUGUAAUUAAGAAACCUUUUGGGUUCUCCGGAGUCACCUUGUUGGCUUUCUUAUAGCGAAAGCAAACACAUCGUAAGGCAUGCAUGUAGUUUUUCUUUUUGCCGUAUCAUAUAUAUGGGCAUGUUACUCUUUGUUUGUUA
Trifolium pratense (red clover) is the source of this 1024-nucleotide messenger RNA. RefSeq lists its product as uncharacterized. The transcript is spliced from 4 exons. Lineage: Eukaryota; Viridiplantae; Streptophyta; Magnoliopsida; Fabales; Fabaceae. The record is from RefSeq and is a predicted model, not a curated record. Bases 126 to 719 code for a protein of 197 amino acids.